CCCGUGUAAGAAUGAAGCUCAGCGCUGUUGUGACAGGUCUGUGGUGCUGGCCUGUGGCGGCUCUGGCAUUUGCGCCAGUUCCUGAUGCCAGAUCCAGAACAACUCUUCGCCGAGGCAACGGCGCAUCGCGACUGCAAGAACGCCGAGAGGUCAGCACGACUGAAGCAAACAGGCAGCGAAAGGAUGUCAUCACAUCUAUCACUGCUUUUCCAUGUGGAUGACACUGUGUGCAGGCACAUGUGCUGGUGGAAGAUGCGAUGAGUUCAUCAUCACGGCGUGUCCAUAUCGGCACGCUGCUCAUCGCACCAGCAGUGCUGACCGCCGCAUCGCUCCCUGCAGUAGCAGACAGGUCGGUGCCUUCAUCUCUGACCGAACCACAGGGGCUCUCUCUCAUCUGUGUCGGUGGCGUCUGCAGCACUGGUCGCUACUCGAGCAUUGCGACGGCCAAGAAGCGCUAUCUGCCGCGGAUCAACCGGGGCAUCAGCGAAUUCGCCUCACUCAAAGGCGAAGUCAACGGCGGAGGGUAAGGUGGCCAGCAGAUACACACGCCCUAGACGAUGGCACUGCAUCCACUUGUUGUCUGUUCCCCUUUGUGUGUGUCAGUUUUGAUGGCGUGAGCACGUUUCUGACCUCCCGGGCACCGGACAUGGUGGCGGCUCUCGAUCUGUAUGCCACUGGUGCCCUCAAAAAGGCAGGCUUGGCGCACUCGCAGACACUUUUUGCGGUGGGUCAAUGGCAUCCCUGCCCCUCCGUGUGUUUGUCAGGGUGAGUACCUGGACAAGAAGAGCCUGGGCGCCAAGGGUGCGGCCGACGAGUUCACCAAACACGUCGACGAGAUGAGAAGCGCCGUCAAGGCCAAAGACAAAGAGGCACUCAAGGUGGGUAGGGGACCACAGGACGGCACUCGCCUUCCGUGUGUGUCGCAUUUGAUCGUUCUCACUUUGUACUGGGUGUGUCGAUGUGUGUCAGACUGCGUAUUUGGCUGCUGAGGAGGACUUGACGAGCUAUUUGUCCAUCGGCGAGCUGCCACCGAUCGGCGACGCGACCUAUGCCAAGCUCUAAUGACCCCCUCAGUGCGAUGCGUGCGCUCGAUGGGUCGUGCGAGACGUGGCUUUCGAUUUUUG
Molecule: messenger RNA, 1124 nt
Organism: Vitrella brassicaformis
Lineage: Eukaryota; Vitrellaceae
Source: the annotation of a GenBank genome assembly